AUGAUGAAUAUAAGCAUAGUUAAAUUAAUUUAUAUUGACCGUUUACUUUUAUUUAUACUUGUAUUGUUUAGCGGAACCAAUUCUAUGUCUGAUGAAUUAUCAAAUUAUAGCGCCGGGGGCUUAAUAACGAAUGUCCCAUAUUUUUCAAGUGUGACCAUAAGUGGAAUGAAACAAAAUAUUACAACAUCUCCAAUUAAAAAAUAUUUAAAUAAAGUCAACCGAAAACAGUAUGAGAUUAUAAAUAUGCUUUGGAGGAAAACUAAAAUAUUCGUCGACAUAGAAAAUAACACGAGUAAAUACAAAUCCCAAAAAGUCAACUCGACUGAAAAAACAAAACAAUAUUUUUUACGAAAAAACCUGCAAAUUCCUCGUCCUUUUCCUGGUUUUCAAACUUCUACACCAAGUUUUAUAGAAUUUUAUUACUUGCAUGAAAUCGAUGAGUCGAAUAAGGGUAAUAUUUUACACACAGAUUCACAUAAAAUGGUUGAUGUGAAAACAAAAAUUGAUAAUGUUAGACUUAAUUCUUUAAGAUCAGUUAAUGCUUUUUAUUUAUUCGAUCGAUUCUUAAAAACACCACAGGAAAAUGUAUACAAAAGUUUCAAAACUUCCGGUAGAACAAGCUCGAAUAAGCAAAUUAUUCUAAAUGAAACUUCCUUAUUUACACUAAGCACUGACCAAUAUUCAGAAAAAAAUGAGAACAUAACUCAACUUGAUAAGUUGAACAAAUCUAUUUCAUCGAAGAUAUUUCAUGAUGAUCCACGCUUUGUGCCUGACAAGAACAAAAAAAGAAAAGCUGUACAUAAUUCGACAGCAAACAAGAGAAUAACUCAAGCUGAAAACUCAACACCAAAAGUUUUUCAGUACAGAAAUGUUGAUGUACAGCAUACCACCACAAACGACAAAGUAAAAUUUUUUGAAAUUUACGAUAGUCAACUAGCAUUUGACCACAAAGAAAGCAUUGAUUACAUAAAAAUCAAAACUGAAAACAAAGAAGAAAAAAAAUUACUGUUAGAGCAUCUUGAUUUUGAUGCAGUACAAAACAAUGCCGAUACAAAACUAAAGCAUAGAAAAAAACAUAUUAUCGAAACAAAUCGUAAUGGGUUUCAGAUUCAAGAAUCUCUUAAUAGCGUGACAAUGUUGAAUACCUCAACUAAAGAAAUGAAGACUAGCAGUGGACGAAUGAGAGAAAUCUCAUUUCGUUAUGAAUUUGUUCCUUGGUUGAAUUAUCCUUUUAUGGCUGUUUAUGUUUACGAGCCAUUACAGGUAUAUUGCGACUCUGCCAGUAUCAGUCAACAUUGGCUUAUAGCUUCUGCCUCUUGUUUGUCUCGGCAUCACGAAAAUCCAGGCGGAUACGGUCAAUCAGCUUUCGUAACUUAUUGUGGAGAUAAUUGGCGGCAGCUGGAGAGAAUCGCCUAUGUAAAAUACAGCAUUAUCCAUCCGAAAUUCCGCUCCCAUGAUAGAGUGCGACAGCAGCUUUAUAAUAUUGGGCUUAUUCGAGUUAUAAACUCUAUGACUUCAUCGUGUCCGGAUUGGGGACCAAUAUCUCUGAUGUCGCAUAAAUUUCAUGCAAAUCAGAACGGGUCUAAGGCUAUCGCUAUCGGAUGGGGCCUAGAUAGAUAUGAUUCAAGAUAUUCUUCUUCAAAGUUGCCAAAGCAAUCUCUCUCCGUGUACGAAGCCCUUCUAUAUUCCAAUGAUUGUCCAGGGAACAUUGGGUACAGAAAUUCAAAAAAACAAUUCGGAGAUACUGGCACUAAUAACAUUUACUGCUUAUCUCUGCCACGUUACUUUGGAGAAGAAAACGACCCGCAACACGGAAGUCUUCUACUUAUCGGUGGGAAAUUGAUUGGUUUAUAUCUACAGGAAGAGCGUCGUAGUUGGGGCGAACAAUCAGCGCAGUACACCGGCACUUGGCGACUGGUCCCGUGGGUGCUCGACGUGGCACGGGAGCCUGACGAGGCGGACAAUUUCAACGUUGACAUUUAA
Bombyx mandarina (wild silkworm) is the source of this 1983-nucleotide messenger RNA. RefSeq lists its product as uncharacterized. NCBI's taxonomy places the organism in Eukaryota, Metazoa, Arthropoda, Insecta, Lepidoptera, Bombycidae. Gene Ontology annotation, biological process: proteolysis. Gene Ontology annotation, molecular function: serine-type endopeptidase activity. The record is from RefSeq and is a predicted model, not a curated record.